Lampris incognitus (smalleye Pacific opah) is the source of this 1347-nucleotide messenger RNA. RefSeq names its product fibulin-1. The transcript has 7 exons. The record is from RefSeq and is a predicted model, not a curated record. Bases 1 to 1347 code for a protein of 448 amino acids. Gene Ontology annotation, molecular function: calcium ion binding. Lineage: Eukaryota; Metazoa; Chordata; Actinopteri; Lampriformes; Lampridae.
AUGUCGCCUUCUCCUGCCUUUUUUUCCUCCUCCUCCAUGCCUCACUCCCCAUCCAUCUCUCCUCUCUCCCUUUCUGCCUUCACCGCCUCCGAUCACAGCUCCUCCCAGUCAAAAGCAAUUGCACCGCUCUCCGAUGUCACCUCGCCUGGGUUCACGUUGACCCCAAAUGAGCCAAGAGCCUACUGGACGGAAAACCACACCGGCUCAACAGUCGCCACUGUCGACCCUGCCACCCCAUCCUUGACCCUCAACAGGCGACAGCCUGUGUGCCCGUACCCACCGAUGCCCAUUCACGGGACCUUCUAUUUUCGAAAUGUGGAGAAUCCAGGUCCUGGGAGGAAUCGACAUUACAUACAGUACGCCUGCUAUCCUGGUUACACGCUGGCUCACGGAGACAUACACAGCUACUGCCAGCAUGGGGGCACUUGGAGUGGAGUCACACCUGUUUGUAUGGAGCUCUCACCAUGUUCAGUCAACAACGGGGGCUGUUCUCAGCUGUGCACUGAGUCCCAGAGCCUCCAUGAGACUCGGGCCUGGACCCAGUGCCUCUGCAGACACGGUUUCACCCUGCUGGAUGACAAGCAAACAUGUAGAGAUAUAGAUGAGUGUGCAGAAGGGCAGCACCACUGUCAGCAGGGGUGCAUCAACACAUUUGGCUCCUUUAAAUGCAGCUGUGAUAAUGGCUAUCAGCUAACUCAUGACCAGACCUCCUGUCCAGAUGUGGACGAGUGUCAGUUGCCCGUCGCUGUAACAGGCUGUGUGUUUGGUUGUAUUAACACCCCUGGAAGUUUCCAUUGUGAGUGUCCGGCUGGCUACAGCCUGCAAACUGCAGAUGACAACUGCCAAGACAUAGAUGAGUGUGCUGACAACCAGGGACAGGGGCCCUGCACGGAGCAGUGCCACAACUCACCGGGAUCCUACCGAUGCUCCUGCGGGUUUGGGCACACCUUGGCCGGAGACGGACGGAGCUGUGUCCCUCAAUGUCCUCCUGGGUACAGGAAGCAGACCCUCGCUCCCACACCUGAUAAAUCAACAACACACACACUUAAAGAGGAGUGUGUAGACAUAGACGAAUGUGGGGAGGAAGCCCGGCAGCUCAGCAGAUGUGAAUGGCAGUGUGUAAACUUACCAGGCUCCCAUCGCUGCAUCUGUCCGAGAGGAUACACGCUCCAGACAGACGGACGACGCUGCAAGGACAUUAAUGAGUGCAGUCGGAAGAAUGGCGGAUGCUCCCACCUGUGUGUCAACCACAAAGGGGGAUACAAAUGUGCCUGCCCAGCCUCCCACCGUCUCUCCCCCUACAGCUGGAAGAAAUGUGUGCCCAGGAUAACAGAGGACAGAGGCUAA